GCCGGUCCCGCACGUGAUGGAAGGGCGCUAGAGCGGAUUAAGCAAAAAAGGUGGUGGGGAUGUCUGCGCGAGCACUAAUCCGUGGUGGGAAGGGCGCACUAGUCCGUGGAACGCUGCGAACGGCAUACCGUCUGAAAUUUCCGUAUCCGUUAUUUCGAUUUCACUCGGUGCUUCUAUACUAGACCACCGGAGGAUAAAAGACAAAAAAAAUUUAGCCAUGGAAUCGAAUACCGAGAAAUCUCGUUCCAUUGAAGAAUACGAUCUUUAAUUAACCCUUCCACGAAAAUACACGAGACAGCGGAUCUAGUAACCGUCAUUAAUCGCGUGCAAUGUCUGCCGAACGUAAUAGCUCGUACAUUGUCCUCUCGCUGCAGCAGCGUCUGGAGGUUCUACGAAAGCUGGAGUAUGCUGUCCCGAUCAGCCAACUGGCAACCGAGUAUGGCGUAAGCGUUGCGACCAUACACCGAAUCAAAAAAAACGGAGUCCAACUGCAGCAAAAUUCUGAAACGUCUGGGAAAAUCAGAAAGAGGAUGAGGAAGCCCGUACUACACGAGCUAGACGAUCGCUUGUACGCGUGGUAUUUGCAACAGCGGGCUGUGUGCGAUCGAGUCACGGACGCGCAGUUCCACAAGAGGGCGCUAGAACUAAACAAACAGUUCGCCGGUCCGUCGACGUUCACCGCGAAUAAAGGAUGGAUAUGGCGGUUCAAGAAACGUCAUGGAAUAGCUGUCUCGAAAGCUACCGCCGUGAACGACGACGCCGAUGUUUCCACCAAGGCGGAGGAGGAGUUCAUUCAAGGGUUCCUAUGGCGUCUCGAAGAGGAGAACAUACAGCUGGAGCACGUCUACAACAUGGACGAGACCAGGCUGAUGUGGAAAGUCCUUCCGCCAAGAGUGUUGGCCCACGCAGGCACUCACAAACUUCCACCACUCUUUAUUCACGACUGCGAGAAAUCAAGGGCACUGAAGCACUUAAAUCAACACGAGUUACCAGUCAUUUGUCGAACUCAGGAGAACAGUUGGGUAGAUAAGUCUGUGUACGAAGACUGGUUAGAAAAUCACUUCAAACCAGCCGUAAGGAGGCAUCAGUUUGAAAGCGGUUGCUACGGCAAAGUGCUGUUGCUGGUAGACAGCAAUGAUGCUCACAUUCUAGCGAAACCGGCGGACAUAAAGGAGGAGAAGGACAACGUAGAGGUUGUGUUCCUUCCUACGAACACGAAGUCUAGCUUGAACCCAAUGUGUCAAGGUAUAAUGGAAGAGGUGAAAACAUCCUUUCGUUGCCGGAUGUUGAAGAAAAUCUUGGAUUUUCCACAUGGCGUCACUCAGUUCUACUCGGAUUAUGAUCUGAAGGAUUGCAUCGAUAUAGUGACCGAGGCGUGGAAAGAUGUGUCACGAAUUGCCCUCCGUGAUUCGUGGCAGAAAAUUUUAGGGAACAGGGUAAAAGAGGAAGUUAUAGUCAAGAACGAGCCGUGUGAUACCACAGCGUCGAGUAUCAUUAGUAUCCGAAAUACGGUUAACACAAUAGUUGGGACAACGAUCGGACAACAGGAAAUCGAAAAUUGGCUUACAACAUGUGAGAAGGGGGAGGGAGAUCCGAACGAUAUGUGUGAAAAGAAAAAAUGUUCGGAUCAAAAAGUUCCUUCGUACCUGGAAGAGGAAGAAGUAGAGAGAACGUUUUCAAAUUUACUACUUUGGUCGUUAAAUCAGCCUGAAUUUAUUAAGUUACAGAUACAAGUAUUGAAGAAAUAUUACGAAGAAAUGCAAAAGCAAAGUAGUUACAGUAUACUAGAAUAAUAAAAAUAUUUUUUAAUUUGUUUGUCAUUGUUUACUGAACCCGCAGUUUUCGACGAAAUAAAUUAUUAAUAACUGAUUUGAAUCAUUUGAUUUAUAUCUUUUUUAAAUGAAGGAUAAACUUAAUUUUCAGAAGGAAGUUUAGAAGUAACACUUAUACAAAUGUAUAGGUAACUACCAGUUACUGAUACAUUGUAUUUUCAUAAUUAUUUCCAGCAAAGACAUAUAAGAAGUUGAAAUAAUUACUAGAACAAGAACUUUACUUCUCUGAAUUACUGCUAGAUAAUAAUGUAUUAUCUAAUUUAUUAUCUUAAAUUCAUAUUCUACAAACAUACACUGUAACAUUAAACAUAAAAAAUGCAUGUGUAUAUAAUAAAUGUAAAGUUUCAUGAGCUUCUUGGUAAGUAUUUCUGAAAAUGACAAACUGU
Nomia melanderi (Alkali bee) is the source of this 2218-nucleotide messenger RNA. NCBI's taxonomy places the organism in Eukaryota, Metazoa, Arthropoda, Insecta, Hymenoptera, Halictidae. The record is from RefSeq and is a predicted model, not a curated record.